AUGGGGUCACCACCCGAGCACCACGAACAUACCUCGGUCUGGUGGCCCGAGGAUCGCAUCAAAGCCAUCCUCGAUACAAAGUACAUUGUCAGCCGCCUGCAACCGGACAAUGUCCCACGAUUAUUCGACCUUCCACGCUGGGGCGAAGGGCUCACCAGCGAAACCUACAUGGAAUGGAUAUUGCUCAAGGCAGGCCGGUUGUUUCUGAUCCUCGAUGCCAUCGGGAUUCCCGAUCGCAUCUUCGCUCUGGUGGACGAGUCAUGCGACGAUGACGAUCUUCCGAUCGCAGAACAGAAUGUGCAUCGACUAGGUCUCUCGCCGAUGGGGGCCACCGAUGCUGCCCUCGAGACCAAAUUCUUCCUUACCCAAUGGCGGUAUCUUGUUCGUGGGAUCGGGCAAGGCGAGCAUGUCGUUUAUACACCAAACGAAGGGGUCCCUGUGGAAGUGGCCCGCGCGACGACUGGCAUCAGCACCAGCACCAGCAUCCAAGGCCGUGAUGAUACCGCAGAUCAAGUGAUUCUCGCGGGGACGGUAUGUCGCAUGUAUCUACGUACUCAGAUCCAAGUCGGUGGCGCUCCGCACUUCUUUUCGGCGACUGAGGUACUCGAAGAGAUCCGCACGUUGCGACGCCUGGCGCAUCCGCAUCUCCUGUCCGUUUAUGCCUCGUAUUUCGUGGACGAUACGGUGUGCGUCUUGUUCGGCGCGGAAGCCGAGCGUACGCUUCACAGCUUCAUCGUGGACGAGCCGCCCAGUUUCUCCAAAUGGCAGUCCAAAGAGUUUCGCCGGCAGACCUUGAUCACCUGGCCGCACUGCCUUGCCGCGGCGCUGGCAUGGCUCCAUGCGCAAGGCUACGCGCAUACGGCCAUUCGUCCGUCCAACGUCCUGGUGGACUCGAGAUUUAAUAUUCUGUUGGGUCAGUUUCAGGCGCUGGACUCGUUACUCGCACCUCCACGGGUCAAUGACCUUGAAGCAUAUCAGUACUCGGCACCAGAACGCUGGGCGCGUACAGCAGCAGCAACAACGGCCGCAGGACCGGCCAUGGAGCCCACCUCUUCCAGCAAUACUCUGCUGCUUCCAUCCGGAGGCCGUACCGGACGACGCAAAAAGCCCUCUCCCUUGGCUCUUUCUGCUCUCCAAGAGAGUCGUUCAUCGUCUCCCGACGGUCCUCGUCCGGAUUCAGCCGCUUCUAAGGGCACCGUCAUUCGCAUCGGACUCUCUCGAUCUCCCUCGCGAUUCUCCCUGGGCUUCUCGUCCGCGUCUUCCUCUUCUGCAUCUUCGUCCUCCUCUGCAUAUGCUGCAUCCACUUUGGGCGGCACCGAUCCCCCAUCCACCACCACUCAGUCUCGCAGUGCCUUUUGGAGCCGAUCCCGAGCAUUCCUAUCCACUCCAUCCAUCACAUCAUCCAAAUCUUCCACAUCUACAUCUUCUUCCACGGAUUCUUCCUUCUCCUUCUCUCUCUCUCCUCCCUCUUUUCCCUUGUCUCCUUCCUCCUCGUCAUCAUCUUCUCUAGUCCAGGCAACCAGACCGGGAACAUCAACCACAUCGACCUCCUCUUCUUCGUCAACCUCAACCUCAACCUCCACCCCCUUCCAAUCCGAUAUCUUCUCCCUCGCAGCAAUCACCCUCGACAUCCUCACCCACCUCUGCAAACGUAGCCUCUCCGCCUUCACAUCCCACCGUGCCGCCCGCAACCGCUCCGCCGGCCGAGGCGGCGGCAUGGCAGACGCCUCCUUCCACUUAUCCCGCAACGCCAUCCAGAUUCAAAGCUGGAUCACCCUACUCGAGGGCGAUGCACUGAAGCGCUGUCGUCGUGACCGGCCCAGUGAUCGGGCAUUUCACGCGGUACCGCGCAUGCUCAUCGUGCUACGGGCAAUGCUGGCCGCGGAGCCGGAGAAAAGACCGUCGGCGCGGAGGGUGAAGAGGGGAUUUGCGUCGGCGAUUAGGGAGGCUGAGAGUGGUGGGAAUUCGGGAUUGGGGCUGAGGUUGCACUGUGUUGAGGGGGAAGGAGGUCGAGAGGAAGAGGAGGGGGGAAAGCAGGGAGGAAGAAGGACAAGAAGGACCAGCAGGAGAAGAAGGACAUCAUCAGAGUAUAAAGAAGAGGAGAAAGUUGAGCUGAGCAAGACUCAUCCCUAUUCACGUGGUCACGAUGACACCUCGGUUCCGGACUUUGCUGCGUCCUCAUUAUCAUCCUCAUCGCUCCUUUCCACCGGGUUUGAAUUCGGUCUGUCCUACACAAGCAGUGACAGCGAGACCAACGAAACCAGCGAGGAUGGACACGGUAUCAAACCCCCCACAAAAUGA
This is a messenger RNA of Penicillium oxalicum, 2301 nucleotides long. Its product is annotated as protein kinase domain-containing protein. The transcript has a single exon. Gene Ontology annotation, cellular component: centrosome; cytoplasm; nucleus. The record is from RefSeq and is a predicted model, not a curated record. NCBI's taxonomy places the organism in Eukaryota, Fungi, Ascomycota, Eurotiomycetes, Eurotiales, Aspergillaceae. Gene Ontology annotation, biological process: protein phosphorylation; chromosome segregation. Gene Ontology annotation, molecular function: protein kinase activity; ATP binding. The coding region runs from base 1 to 2301 and encodes 766 amino acids.